GCAACAUGGCACUAACCGUCCAUCUCUCCUGCCUCCUGGUCCUGUUGGUGGAAGGUCUAGCCCAAGGCAUCAAGGACUCCUUCAGAGUCCAGAACUCAGGUCUGGGGCCGCUGGAGCUGAAAGAGGUCUUCACUUUGUUCCAGAUCCAGUAUAACCGAAGUUACUCGAACCCAGCAGAGCAUGCUCGCCGCUUGGAGAUCUUUGCCCAAAACCUGGCCCAGGCUCAGCGGCUGCAGGAGGAGGACUUGGGCACAGCCAAGUUUGGGGUGACUGCAUUCAGUGACCUUACAGAGGAGGAGUUUGACCAGCUGUAUGGGAAUCAGAGGGCAGCUGGAAGGGCCCCGAAUGUGGACAGAAAGGUAGGAUCUGAUGAGUGGGAGGAGUCAGUGCCCUCCACCUGUGACUGGCGGAAGGCGAACGGUGUCAUCUCAUCUGUCAAGGACCAGCACACCUGCUCAUGCUGCUGGGCCAUGGCGGCCGCGGGCAACAUCGAAGCCCAGUGGGGCAUUAAAACCAGACAGCCUGUGGAAGUCUCUGUGCAGGAACUACUCGACUGUGGCCGCUGUGGGGAUGGCUGCAGGGGCGGCUUCGUCUGGGACGCGUACAUAACUGUCCUCAACAACAGUGGCCUGGCUAGCGAAAAGGACUACCCAUUCCAGGGGGCGGUCAGAACCAAGUGCCAGGCUAAGAAGCACAAAAAGGUGGCCUGGAUCCAGGACUUCAUCAUGCUGUCGGACAACGAGCAGAGAAUUGCCCGGUACCUGGCCACUGAGGGCCCCAUCACGGUGACCAUCAACAAGAAGCUACUGCAGAUAUACCAGAACGGUGUGAUCAAGGCCACACCAACCACCUGUGACCCUAAAUAUGUGGACCAUGUUGUCCUGCUGGUGGGUUUUGGUAAGACCAAGUCAGUGGAGGGGAGGCAGGCAAACGUCUCAUGGCAUUCUCAUCGUCACUCCAUCCCAUACUGGAUCCUGAAGAACUCCUGGGGGCCCAAAUGGGGUGAAAAGGGUUAUUUCCGGCUGCACCGAGGGAGCAAUGCCUGUGGUAUCACCAAGUUCCCGAUUACUGCCCGAGUAGAUCAACCAUCUACUAAGAAGCCGCAUGUGGUCUGCCCUCCCUGAAUCCUCACAAUAUCGCUCUCUCCUGCUAUGCCUGCUGCCGCCCUGCUGGCCACCCCCCAAAGUCUUCUCCUGUCCUCCCAACCCUCUGGCUAUGAGCUGAAUAAACAAAGACAAGA
Molecule: messenger RNA, 1240 nt
Organism: Eptesicus fuscus (big brown bat)
Lineage: Eukaryota; Metazoa; Chordata; Mammalia; Chiroptera; Vespertilionidae
Gene: CTSW
Product: cathepsin W
Exons: 10
Coding region: 6-1124 (372 amino acids)
Cellular component (GO): lysosome
Molecular function (GO): cysteine-type endopeptidase activity
Source: RefSeq, a predicted model, not a curated record